ACAGUCCAGAUAUCCUACAAGUGCCUCGCAGAUGUCUACCUCCUCCACCCCUUCCGUCCUCCUGAAUACAGGGGCCCAGAUGCCCCUCUUGGGUUUGGGGACCUAUAAGUUGCAGGCUCCUGAGGAAGUAAACCGGGCUGUGGACGCCGCCCUGGCUGCUGGUUACCGGGCCUUUGACACCGCUGCUGUAUAUCAGAACGAAGCUGCCUUGGGCCGAGCCCUGCGGGAGCUCCUGCCCAAACAUGGCUUAACCAGAGAAGAUGUGUUCAUAAUAAGUAAGCUGCAUCCUAAGGAUCAGGGUGAAAAGGCCAUGGAAGGAGCCCUCCUCAGCCUGUCUCAGCUGGACAUGAGCUAUAUUGACCUUUACCUGAUCCAUUGGCCUGGCACGCAGGGUCUGGAAGUGACUGAUCCAUGCAACUCAGUAAAUCGAGCUAAGAGUUGGGCCUCACUGGAGGAGCUGCAUGGCCAGGGGAAGCUCAAGGCCAUAGGAGUGUCCAACUACACACCAGCACACAUGAAAGAACUGAUGCAGAGCUGCAAAGUCCGUCCUGCUCUUCAUCAGGUGGAGUUUCACCCACGACUGUGCCAGGCAGAGAUGAGGAGGCUUUGUAAGGAGUAUGGAGUGUGUUUCCAAGCGUAUUCCUCCAUGGGGAAAGGAGACCUGGUCACCAACCCUGUCGUCAUGGAGGUUGCACAGAGCUGCCAGCGUACACCUGCACAGGUCCUGUUGCGCUGGGCGGUGCAGCAGGGCGUCCCAGUGCUGCCCAAGUCGUCAAAUCCAGAGAGAAUCGAGGGGAACGCAAAGAUCUUUGACUUCACACUGAGUGACACGGACAUGGACAGACUCUCGGCUUUGGACUGCGGACACAAGUACUGCCGGGAUUCUUCAGAGGUGGUUUGAAACACUAGAUUUGAAACUCAAAAGGUGUUUAAUAAACCAUUUAUGGGGAUUCAUAAAGUGUAUGAGUCACCACUUAUGUUCUUAUGGUCUAAAAUACAUGUUUACAUUUCUUUGCCACUUAAUAGAAAGGAACCAUUUAUUGUAACUUCAUUGACCUUGAUUUUCUACAUGAAAAUAAA
Mugil cephalus (flathead mullet) is the source of this 1080-nucleotide messenger RNA. RefSeq names its product glyoxal reductase-like. NCBI's taxonomy places the organism in Eukaryota, Metazoa, Chordata, Actinopteri, Mugiliformes, Mugilidae. Bases 32 to 901 code for a protein of 289 amino acids. The transcript is spliced from 5 exons. Gene Ontology annotation, molecular function: oxidoreductase activity. The record is from RefSeq and is a predicted model, not a curated record.